AUGGGAGAUUGGCAGGCUCUGGCGGCUGCUCACCGAGCGAAGCAAAAUGAAUCCAUCCCUGCGGAAUGGAGGCUCGACAAGAAUCUCCUCGCUGAGAUCAGCGGCGAAGGAACGGACGAUGCUGGACGUCUUGUUAGAUCACAAGCUGUCAAGAAAAGUCGUCUUCUGACGGAAAAGGAGCUGGAGAUCACGGACAACUUUACGGCUACGCAGCUACUUGACAAGAUCGCGCGGCGGGAGCUGACGUCCCUCGAGGUGGCAACAGCAUUUUGCAAGCGAGCUGCUCUAGCACAGCAAUUGACAUCUUGCCUGACAGAGAUAUUCUUCGAUGAAGGAAUUGAACAUGCCAAGUGGCUCGACAAGUAUCUGCAAGAAGAGGGUCAUGUCGUCGGACGGCUCCAUGGCCUUCCCAUCAGUCUCAAGGACUCAUUCAUUGUGAAAGGGCAGCAUGCAACUGUCGGGUAUGUGGAGGCUCUUAGAAGGCCAUUGUUGGACGAUACAUCCACGCUCGUCGAUAUGCUCCUUGAUGCUGGCGCGAUCAUCUAUUGCAAAACAAAUGUUCCCCAGACAAUGAUGACCGCCGACUCUGAGAACAACCUAUUCGGACGCACUCUCAACCCUCACAACACCAAACUCACAGCCGGAGGCUCCACCGGUGGCGAAGGAGCCCUGCUGGCUUUCAAGGGGUCACCGCUCGGGGUGGGUACCGAUAUCGCUGGCUCCAUCCGCAUCCCCUCGUUGUGCUGCGGUAUCUACGGGUUCAAGCCGACCGCCGAGCGCGUGCCAUUCAGUGGCAACACUCGGGGCCCGUUCCCUCGACUGCGCAUCCCGGGAGGCGUCAUCCCGGCUGCGGGACCCAUGGGCAACUCCGUCGAGGACCUCGAGCUCUUCAUGCGCGUAAUCACGGACAUGCGUCCCUGGAAGUAUGACGCUACGGUGCACGAUGUUCCCUGGAGAAGACAGGAGACUGCUGGCGGGAAGGUACUCACUAUCGGUGUGCUUCCCGAGGACGAGACGUACAGGCUGCAGCCGCCGGUCCGCCGAGCGCUCGACUCGGCCGUCGAAGCCUUGGCUCGCGCGGGCCACAAGAUUGUGCACCUGCCCCGUGACGACUCUCGCAGCGUCGCACUCGGGGCCGUUCUUGGGUUCUACUGCUUCGGCCUCGGGGGGCCGCCACUCGACAAUCUGGAGGAGGAGUUCAAGGAGCCUCUGAUCCCCUCGGUCAAGCGGGGCGUUCACCCUUUCGGCAGCGCCUCGUUCUCCAUCCCUCAAGACCUUGACUUCCCCCAGCUGCUCGACAGGAUAACCGGUGCCCGCUCAGAGUAUUCUGACAGCUGGAAGCGAACGUGGAUCACCCAUGACCUCGAUGUGAUUAUCGGGCCGGGAGCACAGCACACUGCUGUCCCCCAUGACACGUAUGGCAAUCCGGUCUAUACCCUGGUGUGGAAUGUGCUUGAUUACCCUGCCGGUAUUAUCCCGUACGAGGAGGUUCGAAAAGAGCACGACCCUCACCAUGUCAAGGCCACCGCUCCUUUUGACCCCCACUAUGACCCUGAGGAGCUCCACGGUGCUCCAUGUGCCCUUCAAAUCGUUACACCCCGAUUCAGGGAUGAGGAGUGCCUGAGCGCCAUGCGCAUCAUAGACGAGGUACUACAUCGCAAGCAAUGA
Thyridium curvatum is the source of this 1668-nucleotide messenger RNA. RefSeq lists its product as uncharacterized. NCBI's taxonomy places the organism in Eukaryota, Fungi, Ascomycota, Sordariomycetes, Thyridiales, Thyridiaceae. The coding region runs from base 1 to 1668 and encodes 555 amino acids. The record is from RefSeq and is a predicted model, not a curated record. The transcript has 6 exons.